AAACAUGUACGUCUAUGUUCUUUUUUAGUCUGUGCUUUUAUUUAGCCAUGUGAUAUUAUUCUAUUUUGCAACAAAAAUCUCGUGAAUUUGUGCAGUUAUAUUUAUUAAUCGACAUGACUGACCAAACAGCAUCAAAAAUGGAAUCAGAAAAUAUAAAUGUGGAAGAAUUCCUGCCUGCAAAGAAGACAGUGAAGCUGAAAAACAUAAAACGAAGGGCAGUGUCUGAAUCUGGCGAUGGCAUGGAAAUUGAAGAAUUUAAUGGGAUUCAAGGGAAAGCUAAACACAGUCGGUCGAGGCCUAAGAAGAAGAAGAACUCUGAGCCAAACGAGUCUAAAGAGAAUCUGAGAAAAAUCGCAGUUCCAGCACACAGAUACACUCCUUUGAAAGAGAACUGGCUGAAAAUCUUUACUCCUAUCGUGGAACACUUACUUCUACAAGUGAGGUUUAAUACAAAGACUCGUAAUGUUGAAAUAAAGGUUGGGCCUGAAACAAAAGAUAUUGCCAAUCUGCAGAAAGCUGCAGAUUUCGUUAAGGCUUUCAUCUAUGGAUUCGAAGUUGACGAUGCCCUUGCCCUACUCAGAUUGGAUGAUUUAUUCGUAGAAUCGUUCGAAGUUAAAGAUGUAAAAACAUUAAACGGUGACCAUUUAAGUCGCGCCAUCGGCCGCCUUGCGGGCAAAGCUGGCCGCACAAAAUUCACCAUAGAGAAUGUUACUAAAACUAGAAUAGUGUUGGCAGACUCAAAAAUUCAUAUUCUUGGCAGUUAUCAGAAUAUCGCGUUGGCGCGAAGAGCGAUAUGCAACCUCAUUAUGGGUUCGCCUCCAUCUAAAGUCUAUGGAAAUUUGAGAAAUGUUGCCAGCAGGGUCGCGGAGAGAUUUUAGUUUGUAAAUAAAAGCUU
This is a messenger RNA of Spodoptera littoralis (African cotton leafworm), 895 nucleotides long. The record is from the annotation of a GenBank genome assembly. Lineage: Eukaryota; Metazoa; Arthropoda; Insecta; Lepidoptera; Noctuidae.